Molecule: messenger RNA, 2198 nt
Organism: Harpegnathos saltator (Jerdon's jumping ant)
Lineage: Eukaryota; Metazoa; Arthropoda; Insecta; Hymenoptera; Formicidae
Product: UPF0472 protein C16orf72 homolog
Exons: 5
Coding region: 1-726 (241 amino acids)
Source: RefSeq, a predicted model, not a curated record
AUGACCGACGACCGGAGUGAGGACGAUCCGAUAAUGGAUCUCUGGUAUAGUAGCUGGGAACAGCAAUGUGCCGAAUCGAUCGAAGCCGAACCAGACUACGAGAGCCAGCUGCACAAUGAGAAGGAAGUCUAUUCGCAGCAGAUGUGGGCGAGCUUCCAAACUACAGCGUCGGCCAUCGCCCAGCUGUACAAAGAUCGCACGCUGGGUGUAUCUUUGUGGGUACCGUUUCAAACUGCUGCUGGCACUGUCACGUCAUUGUACAAAGAUUCCAUCGAUAGCAUGAGGCGUUGUAGCGAUUUAGGAGUAGAAAUGGGAAAGCAAAAACGCAGCAAAGAAAUUCUCAAUUGGGCGAGAAAAAAAAGACGUAUGAUACGUAGAGAAGAUCUUCUUGCAUACUUGGCUGGCAGACCACCGCCACCCCGACCACAUUCGCACAGAAGUUCACCUAAGCCGCGUAUGAUGGUGUGUGGCUCUCCUCCAUCACAGAGCCCAACACCGAGUAUGGUUGUCGCUUCAACACCAACAUCAGGCAGCGACCCAGAUCCCGAGUUACAUACAUUUAGAGAGGCCAUUGCAUUAUCUGGUUCACCGAUGUCUCGACGUAGUGGACGACAAGCUGAACUGUCGGCCUUUAUUAACAACGAACUCGCUCGGAAUCAUAAACGGCCUGCUUCGCACGAUGUGGAUAUGGGAUCCCCCACGCACAAACGUAUGCGUUUCAUGUAACGGCGCGCGACAUAUAAGGUAGUUAUACUCCCUUGAUCCCUGUUAAUUAAUUGAUCAAUUCGUAACUAAAUAGUUCAGCUCCCCUAUAUAGUUCCCAGUUACGUGUAAUUGUUUGAGGAAAACGGUAGUGGUUCACACUGCCAGAUAAGCACGUUCGUAUGUGUCUCUGUUACCUUCUACUGCCGAUUUUAAUUUACAUGCCAUUUAAAAAUGAUUCAAGUAUAUCAUACUUAUGUGUUUCAUGGAUUAUAGGUUACAGUCGUCGCUUAACUGAUUCAUUUCACGGGAGUUUUUAUAUUAACAAGAUGAUGAGGUACGCUAAAACUUCGAAUUUCUGAUUGUUCUUUAAUUUCUCACGAUAAUGGUUUCAUGAAAAAGAAGUUUAAAAGUGCAAUUGUGCAACUGUGUAUCGUUAUCAGUGCAUAUAGAGCUACCCAAAUGAGAGCGCACGAACGUGUCUUAAUGCUGUUCAAAGUGCCCACAUACGAUGAUUGGUCUUAUUUCAUGUGCAAGAGUUUGUAUACGAGACUGUCAUUUUGUCGAUUUAUAAAUCAAUUUGCGAAGAACUAGCCAGACAUAUAAUAUCAAUCUGAAAUAUUAAGUCUUUGUAUGAACAAGAUUGAUAAGUAUAUCGAAAUUUGUAGCAGCUGGUAGACAUCCUGGUAUUUAUCAAUCAUUAUCGUCGGCCUGCUACAUCACAUAUGGAUGAAAUUCUUGAUAGAUCAAACGAAAAUUUUUUUUUCACUAUAAACUGAUGGCAAUUUCUGUCAAAUAGGGACAGGGAGAGAAAGAGACAGAGAAGAUACGAUUGUAUUAUAUCCGUUCGUAUAUUCCAAGAAUUGUUUAGGUCGCUGAAUAUAAUAUUGUUGUUAUUAUAUCAUGAGCAUAGGCAAUUAAUUUUUUGAGUGCUUUUUGGCGAAAUAAUACGAAGUAAUACGUCGACAUUAAAACAUUUUAUAUUAUUUGCAUCGUUGGUACCUGUGAAGACGAAUCAAUUAUAUUAUUCGCAAUGCUCUCUUAAAAUUUAUUAUAGUAAGAAAGAUUUUACACAAGAAUAUUCUCCGAUAUAAUUUCCAUGUUUGUCAAAGCACUUGAUCAACCAAAAAUAUGUUUUUAAAAAUAUAAAACUGUUUAUAUGAGUCGGUGGGCCAGGUGCAUUGAGAAACGAGGAGUUUAUGUUAAAAAAACUUUUUAUAAGGUAUUUAAUGUUGUAAUAAUUUUUAGAAAGAAAUUUUUAACAAUAAAGUUUAGUAUUGCGAAUAGAUACAUUGAUUCAUUUCGUAGAUACAACGAAAAAAAUGGAAAUAUUAACAUAUUGGAAUAUGUCAAUAGAAUUAAGAAUAGUGCAGUGAUAAGAUUUGUUCGAUUUUGAUCGCACUCUAAACUUUAUUUGUGAAAUAUUAGAAUUGAUUUUUGGUUUUCUAAAUUCUUGUUAAAAUAUAUCUUAUUGUAUAGUAUAUCAUCGAGCUACU